Messenger RNA from Nannochloropsis gaditana CCMP526, 323 nucleotides. RefSeq lists its product as uncharacterized. The transcript has 2 exons. The annotation marks the transcript as partial. The record is from RefSeq and is a predicted model, not a curated record.
AUGACCUCGACCACCUCCUCGUGGGCUUUCAACCUCCCCCCUCUCUUUGCUUUCCCUCCCUCCUUUCCAGGGUCUUUGCGUGCUAUGGCUGACUUCGCCUGCUCUGUCUGCGGUGCCAUUUCGUAUUCGGCCAAUUACGACGACGAGCAAGUCUGCAAUGUGUGCGGCACGCUUUCGCAGCUCACCGUGGCCGAGUCUCAUGAUCUUGCGGACUCAUCGACGGCUGCUGUUGCCCGUGCAGGGAGAAACAUCGUGUCAGCAACGCGGGGACCGCAGGUCCUGUCCCAGAUCCUCCCCUCCCUCCGCCCCUCCCUCCGCCCCAU